Xiphias gladius (swordfish) is the source of this 1675-nucleotide messenger RNA. It is a transcript of the gene efcab10, whose product is annotated as EF-hand calcium-binding domain-containing protein 10. The record is from RefSeq and is a predicted model, not a curated record. NCBI's taxonomy places the organism in Eukaryota, Metazoa, Chordata, Actinopteri, Istiophoriformes, Xiphiidae. Bases 114 to 518 code for a protein of 134 amino acids. The transcript has 4 exons.
GCGAGGGACCUCACAAGUAUAAAGAAGUACAAACAAGUGUGUCUGCGCGCGCCGCAACGGUUGGACGUCGCGUAUCAUAGCAACAGGUUUAAACAAAAGUGAAUUGGUAAAGGAUGGCGACGCAGAGAGAAGAAGACGCCGCCGAUUAUCUCAAAAAACACAAAAUAAUCGAGCUCAUGGACUACCUGACCAGCAUGCUUUUCUUUCACAGACCCGAGAAACCCAGAGAGUUCCUUGUUGAGCAGCUGGAACAGCUGAAGAUUUCUCAACAGAGUGGCGUGAAAGGGGCGAAUCUGUUCAACAAGUCCAACCUGGAUGCAGUCUUUGGGAUACUGGACCCCACUAAUCAAAAAUACAUCACUUUUGCACAAUACAAGCACGCACUGACCACACUGGGCAUAAAAGACAUUAAUGAAUGUCCGGAUGGAGUAAAUGAAGACAGAAUUACUCAUGAGACGUUCAAAACAGAAGCGAUGCAAGGCCUGCAGAGAUGCUCAGCAACAUAUGAACAACUGUGAACUUUGAUGUUUUCUUCCACUCAGCUGAUGUUAUUUAUUCAGUGUUAUAAUGCUGAAAUGCAUCUGGAUGUUGUAAUUGAGAGUGUAUAUUGUGGUGGAUUUUUGUUUGAGAAAAACAUGCCCAGAUCAGGGCCAGAGUGUAUCUCUGGACCUCUCUUUCAAAACUUAACUUUAGUGAAGGUGAAGAGUUACUAGAGUGUCAAAGAGUUCACGAACACUCACUGGAGAUGAUCAGAGUUCAAUACAAUAGAGUUCAUUCUUUCACGAGAAAUAAACCCGAGUUAGCCUCGGAAACCAACUGAAUUAAGCAUAGCUAUACAUCAUUUUUUUAUACCCCAAAUCGCUCCUCCUUGCUGGUGGGUUCUCCACCUUCUUUUUAUAAAAAAUUAACUUCACUUCAUCAGGAAAUAAUGAUGUCAUAGUUUCCAUAUUUGGUUACAUCUUCCAUAUCCACCUGGAAAUAAUGGUGUCAGUCUCUUUGGAAAAUCCCUAACUCUCCCGGCCUGCCUGGGUAAGUCUGGGUACCUCCUGACACCACUAUCUCCUAGGUGUCUUAGGCCAUAUUUUUUUUAAACUUUAAUAUUUCCAAACUGUGUAUUAUAACAAUCAUUUUCGUUAUUCAGAUUAAUCACAUUACUUCUAUUACUCACUGCAAGCCCAAUGAUUGAGUCUGAUUAUCAUUGAAAUCAAUGUUAAAAGUUAAAAUCAAUGUCCAAUACAUUGUGGUCUAUACUGUAACACACAGAGUAUAUUCUUCAUAUACCUUGGCACACAGAGUACAUUUCUUGGGAUUUUGCUACUACAUUUUCCUCUUACAACUGGAGGUUGUGAAGACCACAUCCUAGCUCAGGGUUCUGAUGGAUGAUUUUCCCUUUUUGCUCAUAUAUUGAAAAAAAAAAAAAAGGUUUUCACCUACCAAGAACAUGUGUUCGUUGACUCCUCAAAAUGACCAUGGGGAUUAUCUCUGAGGCUGCCCAUGUCACGUCAAGCAUGGACACUCGUGACCUUUUUGACCUCGUCACUCUUUAGGCCUAAACACUCACAGUAAGAACGUCAAAAACAUAAGCAAAGACUACAAACACAAUGUAUGAUAAUGAUAAUGAUUACUCUGGUAAAUAUAACAUUUUCUCCUACAAUAUACUGUAUAUAGUAAUAAA